AGUAGAUAUCAAGAGAUGUUUAUUAUCAUUGAAUUCGUCGAGUGGUUUCCUACAUUUUUGCUGCUGUUUCCAGUACCCUUCCCUCUCCCCUUUCCAUCGGUAUUCAGACAAUCGAGAAAAGGUAAAUUGAGUGUUAUGGUGACGGCUAAUCGUCCAGCACUUAGCGUGAGUUUCUUGGUGGUUCAUCAUUUUAAAAUCUUCGUCUCAAAAUUUUGCACAAUGCCAGUCCCAGCACAAAAAUUAUCACCAAAAGUUAAGUUUAAUAACGGUAAUGAAGCUCCUAUUCUCGGUCUUGGGACGUAUUCACCACAGCCAGAGUUAACACCAGAGGCUGUGAAAUAUGCCAUUGACAUCGGCUAUCGACACCUCGACUGUGCUCCUAUAUACGGUAAUGAGAAGGAAGUUGGCUCUGGGAUAAAAGCAAAAAUUGAGGACGGAACUGUCCAGCGAGAGGAUCUCUUCAUCGUCAGCAAACUCUGGUCCAACUCUCACAAAGUCACCAGUGUGGAGAAGGCCCUCAAGAAGAGUCUGGUUUCCCUAGGCUUGGACUACUUGGACCUGUACCUCAUACACUGGCCAUUUGCUGUCGAGGACGGUGACGAUUUCGUCCCCCAGAACCCCGAUGGAACUCCGAAGUUAUCUGAUAUUGAUUACCUGGAGACCUGGAAGGGAAUGGAGGGGGUUCUCCAGAAGGGACUGACGAAAAACAUUGGUGUCAGUAAUUUUAAUUCAGAGCAGAUUGAGAGAUUGCUGGAGAAUUGCCAGAUCAAACCUGUGGUCAACCAGGUCGAAGUCCAUCCGUAUUUGAGCCAAAAGGAACUUUCGAAAUUCUGUAAUGAUCGUGGGAUUAUGAUAACUGCAUACAGUCCUCUGGGUGCUCCCAAUCGAUUCUGGGCCAAGCCCGAUGAUGCCAAGAUUCUGGAAGAUGAUAAACUUGUGGAAAUGGGCAAGAAGUACAACAAAACAUCUGCCCAAAUCGCAAUUCGUUAUCAGCUCGAUCGAGGACACCUGGCUAUUCCCAAAUCAGUCACCAAGGCUCGUAUUCUGGAGAACUCACAAGUUUUCGAUUUCACGUUGAGUUCUAAGGACAUAGAGUAUAUUAAUUCUCUGGGUUCCGACGAACGCCUUUGUGAAAUGGCUGACUACUCAGGCAGCCCUCAUUGGCCAUUCAAAAUCCCCUACUAAUGAAUUACCUGGAAAACCGAUACGGCGAAGACUCUGGGUUGUUUUUGGCUUCGAUAAAUUUUAUUGGAAAUAAACAAAAUUAUACAAAUGA
Diachasmimorpha longicaudata is the source of this 1276-nucleotide messenger RNA. RefSeq names its product aldo-keto reductase family 1 member B1-like. The transcript is spliced from 5 exons. Gene Ontology annotation, cellular component: cytosol. Bases 16 to 1185 code for a protein of 389 amino acids. Lineage: Eukaryota; Metazoa; Arthropoda; Insecta; Hymenoptera; Braconidae. The record is from RefSeq and is a predicted model, not a curated record. Gene Ontology annotation, molecular function: aldose reductase (NADPH) activity.